GUGGUUCUCCUUGGGUCAGCUCCAGCCUGCUGUAGUUGGAUUUCAGACCUCCCCCUGUGCUUCCAGCAAACACCCUCAUUGGUGUGGAUGUUCUUUCGCCCAAGCCUGGCAGAGAUAUCAGAGAGACCUGGAGCUUCUGGUGCUGCCUCCAAGCCACUGCUAUAAAGGAUAAAUGACCAUACCACUUAUGCAUAACUGGAUCCCAGUCAACCAUGAGGAUUAUCUCCUGUCAAUCGACCCUUGUGGCUGUAGUUGUGGUUACACUCACUGUGGUGUUGUGCACUGAAGCUAAGACUACACAGAAGCCAAAGUACCAGUACACCAAGAAGCCUGUCCCUCAGAUCACCGUGCACAGCCCUGUGACUACCAGCGUACCCAAGACUGUCAAGAUAGUGCCCAGCGCAAAUCCUGUGGAGCCCCAUCCUCUGCCCACCACAGGGAGGGCCACCUAUCAAAAUCACGUCUACUCACAGUACCUCACCGAGAGCACCGAGCCCCCUGGUGCUGGCUCUGAGAAUUACACUCUAGAUUACAACGAGUGCUACUUCAACUUCUGUGACUGCUGUCCGCCUGAGAGAGGCCCCAGAGGGCCAAAGGGAAACAUAGGCCAGGCAGGGCCACCGGGUGAAAGAGGCUUUACAGGAGCAGCUGGUUUACCUGGACCACCAGGACUGAGUGGUCCUAUGGGGUUAAGAGGAGAAAGAGGGGAUAAAGGUGACCGAGGAAACAGUGGGACAGGCGGGCCAUCAGGAAUCCCAGGGAAACCAGGACAAAAAGGUGAUGUUGGCUCAAAAGGCGAGAAAGGUGAAAUAGGAUUGCAAGGUGUCAACGGUGGCAGAGGGGUGAAAGGGGAAACUGGACAGAAUGGGACCGCUGGUGAGAAAGGAGAACUGGGAAAAGAGGGUCCAGCUGGACCUCCAGGACUGACUGUUGAGAAUGGUCCUAAAGGAGAAAAGGGGGAUAGAGGCGAGUGUGGCACAUUCGGAGAGAGAGGACAGAAAGGUGAUCGAGGGGAUACCGGCUCUCCUGGCAUCCCAGGAGGGAUGGGCAUUCCAGGAAUGAACGGCAAGCAUGGUUCCCCAGGUCCUGAAGGCAUCCGAGGAGAUCAGGGACCCCUUGGACCGCAAGGAGAACCGGGGUUUAGAGGACUUCAGGGACCACAAGGCAUAAGAGGGCCGCUUGGGCCAAAAGGGGACAGAGGUUACCAUGGAAUGAGAGGUGAUCGGGGCUUUCGAGGAAUGAAAGGAACUAAGGGAUCAGGGGUUCAGAAACGCUCAGCCUUCAGUGUGGGUAUCUCUCCAAGAAAGUCCUUCCCUCCCUCUGGCUUCCCCAUCCGCUUCGACAAAGUCUUCUACAACGAAGAGAGCCACUUCAAUGUCACUUCCAACAGCUUCACAUGUGUCUACGCCGGGGUUUACGUCUUCUCCUUCCACAUCACCGUACGCAAUCAGCCACUGAGAGCCACACUGGUAGUGAAUGGGUCACGGCGUGUAAGGACGCGGGACUCUCUGUAUGGUCAAGACAUCGACCAGGCGUCCACUCUGGUGGUGCUGCGGCUGGCGGUGGGUGAUCAGGUGUGGAUGGAGACGUUCAGAGACUGGAAUGGGGCGUAUGCCAGCAGUGAGGAUGACAGCAUCUUCUCUGGAUUCCUGCUUUACUCAGAUUUGGUCUGAUCCUCUACUGAAAAUAUCUUAUUCUACAGGACCAACUUGAUCCCUGAAAAAGGA
Messenger RNA from Cottoperca gobio, 1727 nucleotides. RefSeq names its product otolin 1b (gene otol1b). The coding region runs from base 213 to 1673 and encodes 486 amino acids. The transcript has 5 exons. Gene Ontology annotation, molecular function: protein binding. Lineage: Eukaryota; Metazoa; Chordata; Actinopteri; Perciformes; Bovichtidae. The record is from RefSeq and is a predicted model, not a curated record.